CCUUUGGUGUGACGUGUUGGAUAGCGAAUCAGUGUUGUGUUGUCAUAAAAAUUCCUCGUCUUUGCGUAUUUUAAGUGGCAGACAAGGCAAAAAAUCACCGAAUUUCGGCCCCAUUUUGACGGAAAUCCACGCAGCAAGUGACCCCAAAACCGCAACAAAAUGAAUAUUUUCCGAUUAGCUGGCGACUUGUCGCAUUUACUCGCCGUAAUUAUUCUCCUACUGAAAAUAUGGAAGACUCGAUCGUGUGCAGGCAUCUCCGGAAAGUCCCAAAUCUUGUUUGCCAUUACAUAUAUUGCGCGGUACCUGGAUCUCGUUACGACCUUUGUGAGUUUGUACAACACGGUGAUGAAGAUGAUUUUCAUUUCUGCAUCGUUGGCGACUUUGUACUUGAUGUACGUCAAAUUCCGGGCAACUUAUGACUCGAAUCACGACUCGUUCCGCAUCGAAUUUCUCCUGAUUCCGUGUGCGUUGCUCGCGCUUGUCAUCAAUCACGAGUUUACGGUGCUAGAAGUGAUGUGGACUUUCUCAAUUUAUUUGGAAUCGGUUGCUAUUCUUCCACAACUCUUCAUGGUUAGCAAGACGGGCGAAGCGGAAAGUAUUACAAGUCAUUAUUUGUUCGCUCUUGGCUCCUACAGAGCUCUUUACAUCCUCAACUGGAUCUACCGUUAUGCCGUUGAGGGACACCAUGACUUUAUCGCCAUUGUCGCUGGCAUCGUUCAAACCAUCUUGUAUUGUGACUUUUUCUAUUUGUACAUUACAAAAGUCUUGAAAGGCAAAAAACUGCAAUUGCCCGCUUAAACACGGAUCUGAAGCUACCAAACAACACACAAAAAAUUAAAAAAUGCGGCCUCCCGAUAGUUUUUCAGAACCCGUACUUUCAAUUUUCUCGAUCAAAGAGUAUUUUUUUCACUUAUUUCACUUCAAUUCCAAAUAAAAUAGCAUAAAAAACGAUACAAAGGUUACUAAUGUGCAUUUUUUGUGUUUACACAUACAUUAUUUAAAUUAAAAAAAAAAAAUUAAAAUUACAUAAGAGAAGAGACAACAAUAGAAGAGGAACGACAAACAAUCAUCAUCAUUGAGACCAUAUAAAUUUAUAUAACUUUCUUAUCAAUACAAUUUUUUUUUUAUUUCUGUGUUUGAAGAAAAAAAAAUCGUAGAUUCAAUAUUUUAAUUUGCGAUAAAAAAAAAAUUAAGAGAUCUCAAGGUGUUUCAGCUU
This is a messenger RNA of Culicoides brevitarsis, 1216 nucleotides long. It is a transcript of the gene KdelR, whose product is annotated as ER lumen protein-retaining receptor. The transcript is spliced from 5 exons. Bases 160 to 798 code for a protein of 212 amino acids. NCBI's taxonomy places the organism in Eukaryota, Metazoa, Arthropoda, Insecta, Diptera, Ceratopogonidae. Gene Ontology annotation, cellular component: endoplasmic reticulum; membrane; cis-Golgi network. Gene Ontology annotation, biological process: protein retention in ER lumen; endoplasmic reticulum to Golgi vesicle-mediated transport. Gene Ontology annotation, molecular function: ER lumen protein retrieval receptor activity. The record is from RefSeq and is a predicted model, not a curated record.